Messenger RNA from Arachis duranensis, 2184 nucleotides. RefSeq lists its product as uncharacterized. The transcript is spliced from 3 exons. Bases 1 to 2184 code for a protein of 727 amino acids. NCBI's taxonomy places the organism in Eukaryota, Viridiplantae, Streptophyta, Magnoliopsida, Fabales, Fabaceae. The record is from RefSeq and is a predicted model, not a curated record.
AUGGAUGCUCCGAGGAGAGUUACCAUCAAGGAAGCGGGUGCACCGGAUUAUGUCCUUCAACCCCUUCAUGUAACUCACCCCAACUUGAAUGCGAACUUCGAAUUGAAGACCGCUUUGAUCAACCUCCUACCCAAGUUUCACGGGCUUCCCGCACAAGACCCUAUUCGACAUCUCAAGGACUUCCAUCGCAUAUGCUCGACUACUAGACGGGAAGGGUCCGAUGAAGUUGCUAUAUGGUUGUUUGCUUUCCCUUUCUCUCUCGAGGACAAGGCUAAAGAAUGGUUCUACACCCUCUCGAGUGAAGUUACCUCCGAUUGGGACUUACUUAGAAGAGGAUUCUUGGAUAAAUUCUUGCCUCCGGAAAAGAUGGAUAGGCUAAGGAAGGAAAUGUCUUGUAUUGUGCAAGGUGAGACGGAACCACUCUAUGAGUAUUGGGAACGGUUCCGUAAGCUACUAGAUGCAUGCCCCAACCACAUGCUUGACACUCAAGUAUUGCUUGGAUACAUAUGUCAAGGGAUGCGAGAGCAAGAUAGAACCCUCUUGGACACUUCUAGCAAUGGUUCUUUGUCCAAAUAUAAAACCGCGGAGGAGGCAUGGCAACUUAUUAUUGACUUAGCCGAAUCCAAUCAACAUAUGAGGCGAAGAGUCAACCGUCCAAGGACCGUGAAUGAGGUAUCAACUAGUAGUGAAACCACCGCUCUAACUCAAUCCUUGAAUGAGAUGACAUCCAUCUUGAGGCAACUCCAAUUGAACCAACAACAAUCACAACCUCAAUCAUACCAACAACAACACCCUCCACCACCUCAACAACACAACCAACAAUUGGUCCCUCAAAGAGUAUGUGGCAUUUGCUCUUACUACUCUUACUACACGGAUGAGUGCCCAAGCCUUCAAGAAGAUAAUACCUUGGCGGCUACCCAUAAUUUCUAUGAUCGCCCCAAUCAAGGAUACUACCAAGGCGGUAAUCCUAACCAAGGACCACCACCCAACCAAUCACAAGCUCCUCAACUCACAUAUGCAACCACCCCCUCUAACCAAGACGAAACACUCCGAACCAUUAUCCAAGGUCAAAAGGAACUACAAAACACACUUGCUUCCGAUCUCACCGGCCUCACCUCUACACUACAAGCUCUUCUUGCACGCAUGGAUACACCCUCAACUUCCACUCCUCAACCCCCAAUCCAAAGUGUCAUUCCCUCUCAACCUCAACCAAAUCCAAAGGGGGGCCUCAAUGCCAUCACCCUUAGAUCCGGUACGCAACUAAAAGGGAAGGAAGCAAAGAAUUCAAGCCCUAUCACAACCGCCCAAGAAGAGGAGAGAAUAGACAUAGAAGAGGUAGUGGAAGAGGAGACACCACAAGCCAUAGUUGAGGAUGAAGUCCAACCAACAAGGGAGACACCCAAGGCCAAAAGAACCUUGGAAGAAGAAGUUGCUCAACCACUUCCAUUCCCAACACUUGCGAAGAAAGCUAAAAAGCGCAUAGAACUCGACCCUAAAAUGGUGGAAGUGUUCAAGAAAGUUGAGGUAACCAUCCCCCUCUUUGAUGCUAUCCAUCAAGUUCCUAGAUAUGCUAAAUUCCUCAAAGACUUAUGCAUACAUAAGGACAGAAUUCUUGAAUUGGAAACCAUUCCAUUGGGGACAUGUGUUAGCAUCAUGCCACUCUCCGUUUACCGGGUAUUGAACUUGCCACCACUAAAAAGGUCGACGGCAAGAUUUGUCCUAGCGGAUAAAAGCAUAAUAACCGUAGCGGGUGUUGCGGAAGAUGUAUUGGUGAAUAUAAAAGGGUUGGUGUUUCCGAUUGACUUCUAUGUCCUUGAAAUGCCAUCAAGCGAAACCGAGAGAGCAUCGUCUAUCCUACUUGGAAGGCCAUUCUUGAGAACUUCUAGAUUUAAACUUGAUGCCUACUCGGGGAACUACUCAUUUGAAAUAGACGGGAGAAUUGUAAGCCUUAGCUUAGAGGAAGCAAUGAAGCAUCCACCGGAGAACCAUUCUUUAUUUCGGUGUGAUCCAAUCGAUAACAUAGUGGCCGAAGUACAUCUAGCAAAGUUAGAUGAGAAGUAUAUGGGUGAAGAAGCAAAUGAAAAGUCAAGCGAAUUAAAUACUACACAUCAUGCAACUCAUCCGGAAACUCACACUUCCAAGAAAAACAAAAAGAUGGAAUUGAAGCAACUACCACCUCACUAA